GAAAACGUGCGAUCAGUUAUUUCCGACAAUUUUCUAAGAGCAGAAUUUUAGAUCAACCUGACAGCCACUGCAGGUUGCUUGGGCAGCACGUCUACUGAGCAUCUACCUAAGAUCAAGACUGUUUUCUCACACAAUGGGUACAGUGACUCGUUUGGCAUUUCCAGCAGUUGGAUGUUGGCAGAAUGUGAAUGACAGACUACUAUCAAGGCUGUUAACAAGAUCUUUGGCACACAGUUUUAUAUCAAAGACAUUUUCAUCAAGGACAGUCACAUAUUAUGGAAAAUCUCUGAACACCAUACUCUGUCCUGAAAAGUGCAGUUACAAUGGAUUGAAAGCAAAGUUGCUAAAUGACCGACCAGCAGCGUCAGUAUCAUUACGGAUGUUUUCAUCAGUUUUGGAAAGGGACAGUUCUAAACAUAUGAGGAAGCUGGGCUGUGACACAUGUCAAUGGCAGAUCCUGAAAAGAUGUAUAUCUGAAAGCCCAAAGAAAGCAGAUUCAGUGAAGCGCACUACUACUGUGAUUUACAUCUGUGCUAUUGGGGUGUUUAUGGUUGGAGCGAGUUACGCUGGAGUGCCUCUGUACCGUAUCUUCUGUCAGGCAACUGGCCUUGGGGGUCAGGCAGUCAAAGGACAUGAUACAGGCAAAAUAGAGAAUAUGACACCAAUCAAGGACAGGGUGAUCAGUGUAAGGUUUAAUGCAGAUGUGGCUUCCAGUAUGCAGUGGAAUUUUAGGCCUCAACAGUCUGAAGUGAAGGUUUUGCCAGGAGAAACGGCCCUGGCAUUUUACACUGCCAAGAAUCCAACGGACAAGCCUAUCAUUGGUAUCUCUACAUACAAUGUUAUACCUUUCGAGGCAGGGCAGUAUUUUAAUAAAAUCCAGUGUUUCUGUUUUGAAGAACAAAGACUAAACCCUCAUGAGCAGGUUGACAUGCCUGUGUUCUUCUUCAUAGACCCCGAGUUUGCCGAGGAUCCAAAGUGUGCUCAAAUUGAAACAAUUAUGCUGUCAUACACAUUCUUUGAGGCUAAAGAGGGUUUAGAGCUGCCCUACCCUGGGUAUGCAGGCUCCAUGUAUGCCAAGUCUGCGGCCUGAUCCCUGAGCUUUGAUGUGUGCCAGACAGUUGAGAACCAUUGAUUUUGCCUCACUGCCGUCUUGACAUCUCCUCGCAGACACCCUGCACAGUUUGACCAGAGGAAGGACGAGUCUUUAGCUGCAUGUACACAAGUUACAGCAGAAGAACUGUCAGGAUUGGAUAGAGUCAGCUUCUUAUAAAAGAGCCACAAUGCCUUGUAAAACUUGACAAUAUCACUUAAACCUUCAGGCUGCAUCAAGUUCUUUGAUUCAUCCAGGAUUAUCAGAAAUGUUGCCCUGUGAGUACAGACUGCUUGUUUUUUGGCAGUGGUUGGAAAGUGUUUGGAAGUUAUCCAGCUGUGGAAAAAACAACAAUGUAUCAAUCUGAAAAAUAAAUGUCGAAGUAGAAAAUGGAGAUAGAAUAGCAUAAUAAUUCAUGAGAAAUAAAUGAUGUACAAGGUAAAAAGUAUAUUUCAGGUAUUUGAAUACUACAUUCUGUUUUUUUUGAAACACAGCAAUUGGAUUGAUAAAAAGAGUGGUUUACCUGUGUUUUAAUAGAGUGUACAAAAUAUGCAAAUUACUGUAUGAAAGGUGUGCUAUUAAAAUAAUACAGUUUUUACUAAAACAUCAUGUGCAAUUACGUUGGUGUUGCAUUUUCAUAAACAGUGUAGUCAUAGGUAUUGAUAUUCUGAAGAGGAAGAAAUAAAUACUGAGUCUUGUGAAGCAGAUUUCUGAUGGAAGGAUGCUUUCUGCUUGCUAAAGCUGGCCAUUAGCACGUGUAAGGCAGUCAUCAUUCAUGUUGUAGUUGAAAGUCAUCUGCAUAGUAACAAAAUGAAUGGCUAUUGAGAAGAACUCUUUGAAAUGAAGGAAUGCAUAGAUUGAAUAGAUUACUAUUGAUCAUUAUAUAAUGUGAGGUUCAUAGAAUGUGUAUUAAGGGCAGUCAGAUACUUCACAGUAUUGAUUUCGUAGGAAAAUGUGGAGCAAUUUUUCACAGAAUGAACAUUUGUUGUUGUAUUGCAUCAGUGCUGAUCACCACUGCGUGGCUGAGUGAAUAAGACACGUGCCUUCCAGUCACUAGGCCACACAAGAAAUGAAUAUCAUUCGUACACAGACAGUUUUCAAGAUAACCCU
Liolophura sinensis is the source of this 2200-nucleotide messenger RNA. Its product is annotated as cytochrome c oxidase assembly protein COX11, mitochondrial-like. NCBI's taxonomy places the organism in Eukaryota, Metazoa, Mollusca, Polyplacophora, Chitonida, Chitonidae. Gene Ontology annotation, cellular component: mitochondrial inner membrane. Gene Ontology annotation, molecular function: copper ion binding. The record is from RefSeq and is a predicted model, not a curated record. The transcript has 6 exons. Bases 134 to 1090 code for a protein of 318 amino acids.